This is a messenger RNA of Diceros bicornis minor, 1806 nucleotides long. RefSeq names its product tRNA selenocysteine 1 associated protein 1 (gene TRNAU1AP). Gene Ontology annotation, cellular component: nucleus. The transcript is spliced from 9 exons. Gene Ontology annotation, molecular function: tRNA binding. The coding region runs from base 43 to 906 and encodes 287 amino acids. Gene Ontology annotation, biological process: selenocysteine incorporation. Lineage: Eukaryota; Metazoa; Chordata; Mammalia; Perissodactyla; Rhinocerotidae. The record is from RefSeq and is a predicted model, not a curated record.
UCGGAGGCGCAUGCUCCGUGGCGUCCCGGCCCGGCUGCGGGCAUGGCGGCCAGCCUGUGGAUGGGCGACCUGGAGCCCUACAUGGAUGAGAACUUCAUCUCCAGAGCCUUUGCCACCAUGGGGGAGACCGUGAUGAGCGUUAAAAUUAUCCGAAACCGCCUCACUGGGAUCCCAGCUGGCUACUGCUUUGUAGAAUUCGCAGAUUUGGCCACAGCUGAGAAGUGUUUGCAUAAAAUUAAUGGGAAACCCCUUCCAGGAGCCACACCUGCAAAACGUUUUAAAUUGAACUAUGCCACUUAUGGGAAACAACCAGAUAACAGCCCUGAGUACUCCCUCUUUGUGGGGGACCUGACCCCAGAUGUGGACGAUGGCAUGCUCUAUGAAUUCUUCGUCAAAGUCUACCCCUCCUGUCGGGGAGGCAAGGUGGUUUUGGACCAGACAGGAGUAUCUAAAGGCUAUGGUUUUGUGAAAUUCACAGAUGAACUAGAACAGAAGCGAGCCCUGACGGAGUGCCAGGGAGCAGUAGGACUAGGGUCUAAACCAGUGCGGCUGAGCGUGGCAAUCCCUAAAGCGAGUCGUGUGAAGCCAGUGGAAUAUAGUCAGAUGUACAGUUACAGCUACAACCAGUAUUACCAGCAGUACCAGAACUACUAUGCCCAGUGGGGCUAUGACCAGAACACAGGCAGCUACAGCUACAGUUAUCCCCAGUAUGGCUAUACCCAGAGCACCAUGCAGACAUAUGAAGAAGUUGGAGAUGAUGCAUUGGAAGACCCCAUGCCGCAGCUGGAUGUGACUGAAGCCAACAAGGAGUUCAUGGAGCAGAGCGAGGAGCUGUACGAUGCACUGAUGGAAUGUCAUUGGCAGCCCCUGGACACAGUGUCUUCAGAGAUCCCCGCCAUGAUGUAGCCAGGACAAAGGACAAGCCAGAAUGGACUAUGUGAGGGAGACAAGAGACUCCUUUUUAAAAUACAUACAUAUAUAUAUAUAUAUAUAUAUAGCAAGAACUUUUACCCUUUUGGGAAUGUUUUGUAAGAUUUUAGUAAUCAGCUGUUUCCUGAGAUUAUGAAUAUUCCGGCAACACUUGCCUUCAUUUGAUAGUGACCUAUUUGAUUUUAAAUGAAAACCAAGGGGCCGUCUGUUGAAGAGGGGUUGAACAAGGUUCCAAUUUGUCUGAACAAUCAUUUAUCCAGGCAGGGUUAUCUACACUCCUGGAGAUAAGGAGAGUUUGGAAUUAUUAACCAAAGUGGAUCAUGUGACUUUAUAAACCCACCCUUCUCAUGUGCUAGGCAUGUUAAGUCCUUAAAGUUCUCUGGGGUCAGAAUGCAUGGAUUACCUGCUGUACGUCAAGUGGUGGACAGUUUUAUCUGCCAUUUCAGAUACCCCCUUCCCUCUUAACAAAUUUGCUUCAAGUCUGGUGGCUGGUAAAGACUUCAUUAGGCAUUCCAGCCAGGAGGGAAGUGGCAUGGCUCAGUGUGUAGUAGCAAGUGGAGUCAGCUAAAUCUAGACCAAAAUGCUCAAGACUUGGAGUUUGGUCCAAGACCAGGUAGAUUUUCAAAGGCCUCGAUUGUUUUAAGGACAGACCUGUUGAAGGGCAUUACUGUGCCAUCUAUGUGCCAAGCCCACCUGUGUUGACCUUAAUUACCUAAAUACAUUGAAUAGUUAUGAAUUUAUUUACAUAUAGCAAAUGGCUCACAAAGAUAACUUGAGCUUAGUCAAGGUCAAUCAUUACUAAACCAGACCUCCAUGCCAACCUUCUACACAUCACUUCUGUAUUUUCCAAAUAAAUCAGGAAAUCCCACUUUCCAA